UAUCAAAGUUUAAUCAUUCAAGAUUAAACUCUUUUAUUUUACAUGAAUGACACAUUUCUUAAUUUAUCGAUCAGUAGAACUGCGUAUCAAUACGCAUGCCCAGUCUUGGAGCUAUAUUUAGAACACUAUAUAUAAGGAGCUGCGCGAGCCCGCUGCUUCCUUUUCGUUCUGGAACUCUAUGAGAAAGGUAGCUGCUGAUCAUAUUUUAAUAUUUUGUAAAAAUCUUAAAUUAGGUUUUAAUUUUUGGAUGUUAAUUGUAAAGUUUAAAUUAUUAUUUUAAACGUUAACUAUUUAAGUGCUCUUUAUAUGUCAAUCUUUAUAAAUCUCGUUUUUUGAUUGAAUUUUAAAUGAAAAAAUAGAAAAUAACCACGUGGCCCUAUUAUCCGAAAGGGACAAUACAGUUAUAACUUUUCCAAAUUAUCAAUAGUAUAAACAUAAGAAACGUUAACUAUUGAAGUGCUCUUCUUAUAUAAACCUUUAUAAAUCUCGCUUUGAUUUAAUUUUAAAUAAACGAAAUGGGAAAAUAACCACGUGGCCUGGUUUAUCCGAAAAGGCUAUACAUUUAUACUAUUCCUUAUUAUCAAUAUAGUAUAAACAUAAGAAUUGAUCAUUAAAAUCUAUAUACUGGCAAUAUUAUAGGCUGUUUAUAAUAAGACAAUUUGUUGUUUUUCUUGAUCAAAAUGCCCAAACGACGUGCGGACGAAACUGUGAGACUGGCCAGUGCUGUAAAUGAGAAAAGACGACAAGCACAGAGGACACCUGGCUCGAAUCCGAACCCAAGGCAAGAAGUUGUUCAAAUUGAUGACUCUUCCCCAACUUCAGGUGAAGUAAAUUUUCAAUCUAACAUUAUUUUGUCCGCCCAUGUUUCUCAAUCUAUCAAAGAGAAAAUAUGGUGCAAUAAUUAUAUAGAAUUACAGCAUCUGCUUCCUAAAGUUAAACCAGAUUCUGCAGGAAAACAAAAAAUACAAUUUGAAAAUGGUGAGCUGAUCCUAUGUCCCAAUGAACAAUCGCCCAAAAGUCUUGAAAACAUUGAAUCUUGGACAGAUGCUUUUCAUAUCUUUAUUGCUAUAUAUAUACUAAAGCAUCCUGAUGAAAUUGGCAAUUUGCUACAAUACAUGGCAAACAUACGACAGGCAGCAACCAGGCAUAUUGGUUGGGCCGCCUACGACUCUAGCUUUAGGCUGAAAAAAUCUGUCAACGAAUCUUUAAGAUGGGAGACAAUCGAUCCAGAACUCUGGAUGUUGUCCAUGCAACCAAUUCAAGCACCAGUUUUCUCGGAUAAUCUCGCGUCAGCUAAACAAAAUCCAGGAGUCUUAAAUAAAAAAUUAUAUGAGGACAAAACAUUUGGCUGGAUUGUCGGACCAUUCAAGCAACCACCUAUUUCAAAUUUGCGAAUUAAUGCUGUUGGGCUCGUUCCAAAACGCUCUGGUGACUGGAGACUUAUCACAAAUUUGUCAUUUCCGCCAAAUAACAGCGUAAAUGAAUUUAUCGAACCAGAUUAUCGGCAUGUCAAGGACAUGCGCGAUGACGCCAUGACCUGGCUCACAUUCCUUUCUGAAUUUAACGGACUCGCCAUGUUUAAUGAGAAGAAUUGGUCAGAGAAUACAUUUAUUGAACUCUACACUGACGCCUCCGGCAACAAAAAAUUGGGUUGUGGCUGCUACUUUAAAGGUCAGUGGUGUGCCUUUAAGUGGCCAGCCCACUGGGAGGAGUUUAUUUUUAGGGACAUUACUGUACAGGGUUCCCACGCUGUCCGGGAAAACGGGAAAUGUCCGUGA
Ruditapes philippinarum (Manila clam) is the source of this 1778-nucleotide messenger RNA. RefSeq lists its product as uncharacterized. Lineage: Eukaryota; Metazoa; Mollusca; Bivalvia; Venerida; Veneridae. The transcript is spliced from 3 exons. The coding region runs from base 681 to 1778 and encodes 365 amino acids. The record is from RefSeq and is a predicted model, not a curated record.